Messenger RNA from Cololabis saira (Pacific saury), 6927 nucleotides. RefSeq names its product zinc finger and BTB domain containing 34 (gene zbtb34). Gene Ontology annotation, biological process: regulation of transcription by RNA polymerase II. Gene Ontology annotation, molecular function: protein binding; RNA polymerase II cis-regulatory region sequence-specific DNA binding; DNA-binding transcription factor activity, RNA polymerase II-specific. NCBI's taxonomy places the organism in Eukaryota, Metazoa, Chordata, Actinopteri, Beloniformes, Belonidae. The record is from RefSeq and is a predicted model, not a curated record. The transcript has 3 exons. Bases 122 to 1744 code for a protein of 540 amino acids.
AAAAACUGCAGCAGCAACUGUCUGACACAUCUGGACCGGAGAGGGGGGGAGGCCUGGCUGUCGGAGCGAGCGCGCUGGAGGGGAAUGGACACCAUUUAAGGCUGAUCUGCAAGACGGACCUAUGAUCACGCUGAGGAUGGAACAAAACGAUGGUGCAGUCGGACUGCAGCGCACACGCUCCCAGUGGCAUCCAGGGGCUGCCGACAAACUGGAGAAACACAUUCAAGAAAUGGACGACGGCAGCUACAUCGAGUUUGAUGUGCCGGAGUUCAGUAACACUGUUCUGACCCAACUCAAUGAGUUGCGGCUUCAAGGGAAAUUGUGUGACAUUAUCGUUCACAUUCAGGGGCAGCCAUUUCGAGCCCACAAGGCCGUCCUGGCAGCUAGUUCACCUUACUUUCGUGACCACUCGGCUCUCAGCACUAUGAGUGGCCUUUCCAUUUCAGUCAUUAAAAGCCCUGAAGUGUUUGAGCAGCUUCUGGCGUUCUGCUAUACAGGUCACAUGUCCCUACAACUCAACGAUAUCAUCAGUUUCCUCACUGCAGCAAGCUUUUUGCAGAUGCAGGCGAUCAUUGACAAGUGCACCCAAAUCCUGGAGAGCAUCCAUUCCAAGAUCAGUCUUCCAGUUAGUGUUUGCAGCCCAGAGAAGGACAGCUUGCAGACAAGCCGCAAUGGGGUGAACGACAGCAACCUCUUUAUAAAUCCUACCCAGAUCUCCCCCCCUUAUUACUCCCGCCAUGGUCAGGCCGGGUUGGAGCUGGCAGGAAAAGGCCAGGGCAGAGUCAGGCACCAAGAGGAAGCCCAGUCGGACCGUGGAAGUAGUGACAGUGUGUCAGAGCACGAGGCACCCAUAGAGGGUGAAACGGAGCAAGUCGAACUUAUUGGCAAGGAUGGGCAGGUAACAGAUGUGCACGUGAAGGUAGAAAAGACCAACAUGCCAACUUACUCAGAUAGUUCCUCAGCCGGUGAUGAUGGCUACCACACCGAGUUGGUGGAUGGAGAUCAGGUUGUGGCUGUUAGUGUGGGUUCCUACGGUCCUGUCAUCCAGCCUGCUGCCUAUUCUUACUCAGGGCUGACCUCACCAUGCUUCGUCAAUCUUAACAGCUCCAGUCCUUCUCGUUCCAUGCUCAGUGGCUUCAGAGGUGGGCGAGCAAGAUCAAAGCGUCCAAUGGCCAUUCCAGCAGGUGUGCUGAGUCAUGUAAAAUCAGGCUCAGAUGACGGUGAAUCAUCUGUGGGGCGCACCGGGUUGGAGAACGACGUACGAGAGCGUAGCCUGCGGGGCCAGUGGUACCCUUACAACGAACGACUCAUUUGCAUUUACUGUGGAAAGACCUUCAAUCAGAAAGGAAGCCUGGACCGCCACAUGCGUCUACAUAUGGGAAUUACUCCCUUUGUUUGUAAAUUCUGUGGCAAGAAGUAUACAAGGAAAGAUCAGCUGGAGUACCAUAUCCGUGGACACACAGACAACAAGCCCUUCCACUGUCAGAUCUGUGGUAAAUGCUUCCCAUUUCAGGGCACCCUUAACCAGCACCUGAGGAAGAAGCACAUGGGAGCAACAGAGGUUAACAAUCACAUGGACUCCCCAGAGAGGACGGAGGGAAGCUCAGGCCCCAAGGACCAAGAGGAUACAUCAGAGGGGAUGGUCUUUGAGGCACAAUAUGCAGAAGAGGCACCGGCCAAUGAUAUGGAAGAGAGUUCAAAAUGCAGUCCAGAGGAGGCUCAAGCAUCAAGAUGUGAUUUUUAGGUCCUGCUUCAGGUUAAGGAAGCUUUAAGUUUAAAUAACUCACUUCUUUUCGAAUCAGCUCCCUCUGCUAUGGACAUUUCUUCAGUCAAGGGAUUCUGCCAAUUUUGUGAAAGUUAGAUGUUAAAAUGCAGAAAGAACAUGGGCGCUUUAUAGAAAUUCUUUCAAGCAAAGGGAGUAACAACUUACUAUUUUUAAGGAGGUCCCAAUAAUCAAGAUCUCCAGUUGAUUUCUCUUUUUAUCUUUCCAUGUUUUUUAAAAACAUAUUUACAGAGUUAUAUAGGCAUGUUGCAAUAAUUGAUAAUGUGAAAGCUCUGGUAAGAUGCUUGUCAUAUCACCUUUUUACCUGACCUGUUUUUGCACAUGUGGCCACUGGAGGUCACUUACUCACAAGGAAUGAUUUUUCUGCCAGUGCAAAGCUUCGUGUAACAUAUCCGUUCAAUACCUCAUGAUGCAACUACACACUCAUAACAGACAGUAUUUUAACUUAAAUGAAACUCACCAGGUUCUACCUCAUAGCCAAGAACCUACCAGGCACAGAUGUGUUAACCGUUUGUUAACCGUUUACCCAUUUUACGUUUAUGUACAGUUUAUCUUAUUGCCAAGCCCUGUAAAGAUUAUUCUUUGAACACAAAGCCUUGAUACUUUAGGGAAAUAUUCCUUGCUGAUUGUAUGGAUUAGGGACAAAGUCCUAGUUAAUUGAUUCAUGGUCAGCCAAGUUAAAAUGUUAAGAAGGUGCUAUGUUUAAGGAGUACAUUGAACCUGCUAGCUUACUUUUAUGCUUUUUGGCAAAUGUGGAAAACAUAUUAAGAGAAUGGCCCUGUUUUAAAUUUUCAAAAUACAAUUUUUGCUGUCUUUUAAUAUUUGUUAUAUAAAACACUUCAGGAUUUUAUUGCGCAUCACUACUGGAAGUCUCAUUCAGUUUGCCAAGGUGGUUUUGAGAUGCUUCCAUCCAUAUAUAUUGGGUAAAUAACGUCCAUAGUUGUUUGUAUUCCUCUGUACUCAGAUGGCAUAUCUGUACAGAAAUAUUAUAUGUGUACUUUUCUUAUUCGAAGGUAGGCUUCUAAUUUAAAAACUCAGUGUCUGACGGAGACGGGAGUACUCGCUGUUAGCUUAGCACACAAGGAACAGUCUGAACAUUAUGCAAACAGAAAGAACAAAGGAAACUCAGCCAUCCUGACAUGGUUUUUAUUCUAUUAUCUAUGAAAAGCUUUGUUUUAUUUUUUCUGUUAUGUUUCAGAUUUGGAACAUGUUUCUGUUGUUUGUCAAUCCUACUUUAUUGCAUUUCCAUAGUUGUGGCAUAGCUGAAUUAGGGUUCAUGGGUAAAUGAUUUAAAUGCAGUUGGUGAUUCUAAGUAUUUAUGCACUUUGCAGAGUUAGGUUUUGGUUUAGACAGAGCGCUGCCGCAGUGAUUAAUCGUUUAAACUUAUCUGUCUCAGUCUGGAUAAAGCAGAGAGAUUUCAGAGAAGGACCUGUUUCACAACAAUGAAUUUGACUUAUGAAUUGGUGAACGUGGGUGACACUCUGCAGUCUCAUGAAUACGGUUGUCUGCAUGACAUGAAUACGACAGCUUACAGUUGUAUCCAUACUCCGACUUAGGGGGAUCGGGAGUGGAGAGAUUUUCUAAUAUAGAUGAGAAUUGAUUUCCACGUAGUUUAAUAAUCAAAAUUCACUGUAAAACGGCACUUAGAGGGCCAGAUUAAUUGCAGGUUUAAGCUCGGUCAGCGCUUAUCUUCUUGCUUUUCUCUUUUCUUUGCCAUCCAGCUGUUAGUUGCUUUUUUAUCAAAGAGCACCUGCUAUGUCCUUUAAUUUUCUCCUAUCUAUUCAAGCUGAAUUUGUUUUUGUUUGUCAAAUGACAAUUGAUUACUUUAGUUUUCAUAUAAUAUUGUACUGAGUGUGUGUUUUGGUGGGAGGAUAUUGUGUUUUGUUGUUUUUGUCAGAUUUUGAGUCGAGAGUGCAGUUCUUUAAUUUUUUUAUUCCUCUGAAUGUGCAGUCAUCGUCUUCACUUAUUAACAGAUAAGAUGGCAUACCAAAAUUUGGGGAAUUUUUGCAAAAAUCAGUAUAGCUAGCUUUUCUUUAUCUUUGUGUACGAAUUGAUCACAAACACUUUUUCGUUUUCACUAACAGUCUCUCAGCCUCUACAGCACUUUGACAAGUUUGUUUCCAGAAGCUGACGCAUGCAGGUUCCUCAGUUGAUUUAAUAACACCGAUAUCAGUUGCUGACUAAUCUGAACCUCACUGCGAUGGCUUUAGCUAUUCAGUUUGCAUACUUUUUGCAUUAUUUUGGAGUUUUAUUAGUAUUGAUUUGUGAAUAAUGGGUACAAACCGCUUAAAUAAUUUUGUGCCAAGACGUCGCACCAAAGACUAAUAGCUGAAUCUCAUGACAAAGCAUAGAAUUCAUUGGUAUUCACAAGUAAAGUUUGUUUCCCAGCUUAUAACAGCCACUUGUGUGAAAUUUGAACAAUAUACAUGAAAGACGUUGAGCAGUAAAGUCGUAUUAAGCCAUACAAGCGCUGAUAACAAAAGCUGUGCAAUAGGUAUAAUUAUUUAAAGCCUACAUAAACGGAAGAGAGGAUACGUCAGUGGCAUCUUAAACUUAGUGCCUUGCCACAAGCUUUAUACUCAUACUUUAGAUCCUGGCACUUUGAUGUAUGUGCCUCUUUUCAUUUUGAAAUUAUUUAGUGAUGAGAUUAUAGAAUAUUAUAUCCAUAUUACUUAUAUUUGUGUUAAGCGGUGCCAAGAAUGAAUAGAAAUGACUUCAUGCCAUUCUUUGUAGUAUGCUUAGCUUAAGUCCUUUCCUUCACUUUUGAUUACAGGUUUGUGUUUGUCUCUUUUUUUUUUCUGUGCAUGAGAUGAGCAACUGAUUUUAAGGUGUAAAUGACUUCUUUUUUUUUUUUAAACAGUUGACCACAAUCAAAGAGCCAGACUGGUUUCCUGCAAGCCACUGCUCCAUGUUCAGAGACUUUACACUAAGACAAUCUGAACAAUGUACUGUAGUUAAAGCAUUUCAGUGAAGGAAAGAGAUGCUUGAGAAACACAAAUCAACUUUCUUUCAGUUUUCUCAGAGCAUCUGACAGGGAAACUCUGCUUGGAUAAUUAGCAGAUAAUCAAGCUUAAGAAGUUAAGCUGCUUUUUAUUAUUUGUUUUUUAAAAGUUUAUUUUCAGCUACUGUAGCCAAACAGGACAUUUUCAACCACAAAGUUUGACAAAAUUGUCAAAUGAUUUGUUUGUGCACUUAUAUUAUUAUUAUUAUUAUUGUUUUUUUUUUUUUUAAAGAUACCAGACCUACAUCUGGGAGGUAUUUAUUAUCUCCCUGUCUGAUCUUUUUAUAGGGUCAUAAUUCCCUCAACUAUUAUAUACGGUAGGGACCUUAUUCAUUUUUUUUUCUUCUCGUAAGUGGUGCUUUCAGACACUUUUUCUUUUUUUUUUUUUUUUCUCCUCCCUUAAAAUUAGUAACAAUGCCCAUAUAUUCAUGUUUGGUCAAUGGAGGUGGAGUUGAAAAGCUUUUUUUUUUAUUUUUUUAUUUUUUUAUCAACUAUGGUUUCUUCUGUAACAGUACACUUACAUACACCAACAGAAGUUGACACACGAGUCAACUCUGUCAACCUUUAGUUCCACCACCCUGAGAGAGGAACAGGAAAUGCAUUUUGGGCCACAAGUAAUCAAAUGAAAAAGUGUUUACAAGAAAGGCUGUCAGACUACUUUUUGAAAAUUGCAGCUCAACCUAUUCCUUUUGUAAUAAAUUAAACUCACUUCAGGUAGUUUACAAACACUGAUACAGGCUUAGGGGGGAAAAAAAAUCACAAGUCUUCCAUAGCUUUUCUGUCAGUUUCUGUCCACUGUGUAUUAUCGAGAAAAAAAAAGCAAUAACCUUUUUGAAAAUAGAAGGGGUGUAUAGGGAUCAUCAAGGCUGUUGAAAUAUUGGCCUGUCAUGUAUCAAACAAAUUAAAUGUCAGGGAGCUUUUGAAUUGAAGUAGGACCAGGACAAUUGGAUAUUGACUUAAAAACAACUUACUCUUCAAAAGAUUAACAAGUUAAAAAAAAAUAAAAAAAUCCAGUGGUAGUAAGUUAAGUGCAACACAGACACCGAGCACGUGCUUCAGUCAUGAAACCCGGCACUGUUCAGGGUUGCACCUCCAGCCUAGUCAAAUAAUGAAAGGGAUUUUUGGUCUGUAUCGCCACUGUUUGGGAGCGGGCUUCCUGUUGCCAUGUCGCGGUUCAGAGGUCUCCUUUGGCUCUUCAGGCACAGAGACAGUUGUAGCAGUUCAGGAUCGAAGGGCAAGUUUUCUCUCUAGCUAUAGUUCCUUGUCCAUUUUCCAGUCUCCUAAAACUCUGCACAAUAACGUCUCCGGCUCUCAUGUAUUUGGUGAUGGCGAAAAACAAAAACCUAACAUAGAACUCAGGGUAUAUAAUGCUAAAAGUGGUAUCACUGGACAUCCACUCUGUGUCCAUAGUUUGUGCACUUCUCUUCAGGUGAGGAAGCAAGUCUUCAGUCAGUGGUUCCCAAACAUUCUGCCUCAAGGUCUCAAUGAGCCCUUAUUUUCCACAGCUGAAACUUGAGGCCCACUGGAGACCGUGAACUGAGCCAUGACGGCAGAAAUGUCGCAGCUCCUGUUUGUCCACUCUACACACAACCUCACAACCCAACUGUGAACCUCAGAACUCUACUGUUUUGUACAACUAUGAAGUAAAUGAAGCUAGCUAGAGCUGACGUAUCUAUUGCCAUUUAUGAAUUUAUUUUAUAGCAUGAAAUAAAUAUAUUUAUUCAAAUUAUAUAUUUUACUCAUAAUCAUUCUGUGCUGCUUCAUUUUGGUUCUUAAGCUUGUAAAUUGCCUUUUUAUUAUUAAAAAAAAAAUGUCGAUAGAUUAAUGCGUUUGUAAAUUAAAGACGCUGAUUUGGCAACAUCUUGUCUCUUUUGUUUCCCACAAGUGGAUUGAUGGUAUUCUGUGUGUGUGUGCGCGCCCGUGCGCGUUUUAGCAAGAUGACUGAACCUCAACAGUUCAAAAUGUGUUUUUCUAGCAUGCAGGAAAUUUACAUUACAUGUUUAUUGAGAGUUUAAACACCACGUUGAGAAGUGAAUAAUGUGUGUGCAACUUUAAUCCUCCAGGGGGGGCUAUAGAAUGACAAAUAACCCCAAAGGCCGCUGAUCUUUGGGGCCACAUAGUACAGCAUUUUCCUAUCAAGCUU